This is a messenger RNA of Arvicanthis niloticus (Nile rat), 1295 nucleotides long. RefSeq names its product aflatoxin B1 aldehyde reductase member 2. NCBI's taxonomy places the organism in Eukaryota, Metazoa, Chordata, Mammalia, Rodentia, Muridae. The record is from RefSeq and is a predicted model, not a curated record.
UCGGGCGCGCAAGCGCAGUCUCCAUGCUGCGUGCAGCGUCCCGAGCCGUGGUCCGCGCUGCUGUUCGGUGUGCCCGGCGCUCCGGGCCUUCGGUCGUGCGUCCUCUCGCCAUGUCCGGGCCUCCGCCACCCCGCACCGCCUCUGGCGGCCCUCUCCGUCCCGCUACGGUGCUGGGCACCAUGGAGAUGGGGCGCCGCAUGGAUGCGAGCGCUAGCGCCGCGACCGUACGUGCCUUCCUGGAGCGGGGCCACAGCGAGCUGGACACGGCCUUCAUGUAUUCCGACGGCCAGUCCGAGAACAUCCUGGGCGGCCUGGGGCUCGGGCUGGGCAGCGGCGACUGCACAGUGAAAAUUGCCACCAAGGCCAACCCUUGGGAUGGGAAGUCACUGAAGCCUGACAGUGUCCGGUCCCAAUUAGAGACAUCUCUGAAGCGGCUGCAGUGUCCGCGGGUGGACCUCUUCUACUUACAUGCUCCUGACCACGGCACUCCUGUGGAGGAGACACUUCGUGCCUGCCACCAGCUGCAUCAGGAGGGCAAGUUUGUGGAGCUUGGUCUGUCCAACUAUGCCUCCUGGGAGGUGGCUGAGAUCUGUACCCUCUGCAAGAGCAACGGCUGGAUCCUGCCAACUGUGUACCAGGGCAUGUACAACGCCACCACCCGGCAGGUGGAGACGGAGCUCCUCCCCUGCCUCAGACACUUCGGACUGAGGUUCUACGCCUACAACCCUUUGGCUGGAGGCCUGCUGACUGGCAAGUACAAAUAUGAAGACAAGGAUGGGAAACAGCCCGUAGGCCGCUUCUUUGGGAAUAACUGGGCUGAGACCUACAGGAACCGCUUCUGGAAGGAACACCACUUUGAGGCCAUCACCCUGGUAGAAAAGGCUCUGCAGACCACCUAUGGCACCAGUGCCCCCAGCAUGACCUCGGCCGCCCUGCGCUGGAUGUACCACCACUCACAGCUCCAGGGCACCCGAGGGGAUGCAGUCAUCCUGGGCAUGUCCAGUCUGGAGCAGCUGAAGCAGAACUUGGCUGCCACUGAGGAAGGGCCCCUGGAGCCGGCGGUCGUGGAAGCCUUUAACCAAGCCUGGAACCUGGUUGCCCACGAGUGUCCCAACUACUUCAGAUAGACUGACAUGGCUCAAGAUGCCAAGGACUUUCCCACCACCUUUUGGAUUCCCACCUUGGCCAUUCCUUGUCCAGUGCUGACCUAGAGUGGUCUUUUCUGCUGGUCUCCACUCGUUUCCCAUCUGAAUAAAGCAGGUGUCUGACCUGGCUGCAGCCAGGACUGAACCUCA